AUGGUCGCCAACAGAGGAGAGAUCCCCAUCCGCAUCUUCCGGACGGCCCACGAGCUGUCGCUGCACACCGUCGCCAUCUACAGCCAUGAGGACCGCCUGAGCAUGCAUCGCCAAAAGGCCGACGAGGCCUACGAGAUCGGCCACCGCGGCCAGUACACGCCCGUCGGCGCGUACCUGGCCAGCGACGAGAUUGUCAAGAUCGCCGUCGAGCACCAGGUCAACAUGAUUCACCCGGGCUACGGCUUCUUGUCGGAAAACGCAGAGUUUGCGCGCAAGGUCGAGCAGGCCGGUCUUAUCUUCGUUGGCCCCUCGCCAGACACCAUUGAUGCCCUUGGCGACAAGGUCUCCGCCCGCAGACUCGCCAUCAAGUGCAACGUGCCCGUCGUGCCCGGUACCCCCGACCCCGUUCAGAAGUUCGAGGACGUCAAGGCCUUCACCGACGAGCAUGGCUUCCCCAUCAUCAUCAAGGCCGCUUUUGGCGGUGGUGGCCGCGGUAUGCGUGUCGUCCGCGACCAGGCCUCGCUGAAGGAUAAUUUCGAGCGAGCGACAUCGGAGGCCAAGUCUGCUUUCGGCAACGGCACCGUCUUCGUCGAGCGCUUCCUCGACAAGCCCAAGCACAUUGAGGUCCAGCUGCUCGGUGACAACUACGGCAACGUGGUGCACCUGUACGAGCGUGACUGCUCUGUCCAACGUCGCCACCAGAAGGUCGUCGAGAUUGCGCCGGCCAAGGACCUCCCAGAGAAGACCCGUGACGCCAUCCUCAACGACGCCGUCCGACUUGCCCAGUCCGUCAACUACCGCAAUGCUGGUACCGCCGAGUUCUUGGUCGACCAGCAGAACCGCUACUACUUUAUCGAGAUUAACCCUCGAAUUCAAGUCGAGCACACCAUCACAGAAGAAGUCACCGGCAUCGAUAUCGUUGCUGCGCAGAUCCAGAUUGCUGCGGGUGCCUCGCUCGAGCAGCUUGGCUUGACCCAGGACCACAUCUCCACCCGUGGUUUCGCCUUCCAGUGCCGUAUCACCACGGAAGACCCUGCCAAUGGCUUCUCCCCAGAUACUGGAAAGAUCGAGGUGUACCGCUCCGCAGGUGGUAAUGGAGUUCGUCUCGAUGGUGGAAAUGGUUUCGCUGGUGCCAUCAUCACCCCCCACUACGACUCUAUGUUGGUGAAGUGCUCGUGCCGUGGUUCCACAUACGAGAUCGUCCGACGAAAGAUGCUGCGCGCCCUGGUUGAGUUCCGUAUCCGUGGUGUAAAGACCAACAUCCCCUUCCUGCUCAAGCUCCUCACACAUCCCACUUUCAUCGACGGAAAGUGCUGGACGACCUUCAUCGACGACACGCCCGCGCUCUUCAACCUCAUCGGCUCCCAGAACCGUGCCCAGAAGCUGCUCGCAUAUCUCGGAGAGCUCGCCGUCAACGGCAGCCAGGUCAAGGGUCAGAUCGGCGAGCCCAAGUUCAAGGGCGAGAUCAAGGUCCCGGCCAUCAUCGACAGCAAUGGCAACAAGGUCGAUACCUCUAUGCCGGCGACUAAGGGAUGGCGCAACAUCAUCCUCGAGCAGGGCCCCGAAGGCUUUGCCAAGGCUGUCCGCGCGAACAAGGGCUGUAUGAUUAUGGACACUACAUGGCGUGAUGCCCAUCAGUCUCUCCUCGCUACUCGUGUGCGAACUGUCGACUUGCUCGGCAUUGCAAAGGAGACGAGCCACGCUUACGCCAACGCCUGGGCUUUGGAGUGCUGGGGUGGAGCAACCUUCGAUGUUGCCAUGCGUUUCCUCUACGAGGACCCCUGGGAAAGGCUGCGCAAGAUGAGGAAGCUCGUACCCAACAUUCCCUUCCAGAUGCUCCUCCGUGGAGCUAACGGUGUUGCCUACUCCUCGCUUCCUGACAACGCCAUCUACCAUUUCUGUGAGCAGGCUAAGAAGAAUGGUAUGGACAUUUUCCGUGUCUUCGAUGCUCUCAACGAUGUUGAGCAGCUCGAGGUCGGUAUCAAGGCUGUCCUCAAGGCUGGCGGUGUUGCUGAGGGUACUGUGUGCUACAGUGGAGACAUGUUGAACCCCAAGAAGAAGUACAACCUCGAGUACUAUCUCAGUGUUGUCGACAAGAUUGUCGGCAUGGGGGCGCAUAUCCUCGGAGUCAAGGACAUGGCUGGUGUGCUCAAGCCCCGCGCUGCCACCCUGCUCAUCGGUGCUAUCCGCGAGAAGUACCCCGACCUUCCCAUCCACGUUCACACCCACGACUCCGCCGGUACCGGUGUAGCAUCCAUGGUUGCUUGCGCCCAGGCCGGUGCCGAUGCUGUUGAUGCCGCUAUUGACAGCAUGUCUGGCAUGACCUCACAGCCCAGCAUUGGUGCCAUUCUGGCGUCUCUUGAGGGCACUGACCAGGACACUGGUCUUGAUCCCCACAUGAUCCGCAGCCUUGACGCCUACUGGGCUCAGCUCCGUCUCCUCUACUCUCCUUUCGAGGCUGGUCUUACCGGCCCCGAUCCCGAAGUGUACGAGCACGAGAUCCCCGGUGGUCAGCUUACCAACCUCAUCUUCCAAGCCUCGCAGCAAGGUCUUGGUGAGCAGUGGGCACAGACCAAAAAGGCGUACGAGCACGCCAACGACCUGCUCGGCGACAUCGUCAAGGUCACACCCACAUCCAAGGUUGUCGGUGACUUGGCACAGUUCAUGGUCUCCAACGGCCUGUCCUACGACGAUGUCCUUGCCAAGGCCGACAAGCUCGAUUUCCCGUCGUCGGUCCUUGAAUUCUUUGAGGGUCUCAUGGGCCAGCCCUAUGGUGGCUUCCCCGAGCCUCUCCGCUCCAAGGCUCUCCGUGACCGCAGGAAGAUGGACAAGCGUCCUGGUCUCUACCUCGACCCCAUCGACCUCGCCAAGAUCAAGUCCGACCUCAAGGCGAAGUGGGGCGAUGCUACCGAGUGCGACGUCGCGUCCUACGCCAUGUACCCCAAGGUCUUCGAUGAUUACAAGAAGUGGACGUCCAAGUACGGCGAUCUCUCCGUCCUACCGACCCGCUACUUCCUUGCUCGUCCCGAAGUCGGCGAGGAAUUCCACGUCGAGCUCGAGAAGGGCAAGGUGCUCAUUCUGAAGCUCCUUGCCAUCGGUCCGCUUUCCGAGCAGACUGGUCUCCGUGAGGUUUUCUACGAGAUGAACGGUGAGACCCGUGUCGUCUCCGUCGAGGACCAGCACGCCGCCAUUGAGAACGUCCGGAGAGCCAAGGCCGAUCCUACCGACACUAGCCAGGUUGGCUCGCCCAUGUCUGGUGUGCUUGUUGAGGUCCGUGUCAAGGAUGGCAGCGACGUCAUGAAGGGCGACCCUAUCGCUGUCCUCAGCGCCAUGAAGAUGGAAAUGGUCAUCUCCGCACCCCACUCCGGCAAGAUCGACGGCCUCUCAGUCCGCGAGGGCGACUCUGUCGACUCUGGCGACCUGGUCUGCAAGCUCGUCAAGUGA
This is a messenger RNA of Didymosphaeria variabile, 3444 nucleotides long. It is a transcript of the gene PYC1, whose product is annotated as pyruvate carboxylase. Gene Ontology annotation, biological process: pyruvate metabolic process; gluconeogenesis. Bases 1 to 3444 code for a protein of 1147 amino acids. The transcript has 8 exons. Gene Ontology annotation, cellular component: cytoplasm. Lineage: Eukaryota; Fungi; Ascomycota; Dothideomycetes; Pleosporales; Didymosphaeriaceae. The record is from RefSeq and is a predicted model, not a curated record. Gene Ontology annotation, molecular function: metal ion binding; ATP binding; pyruvate carboxylase activity.